ACAUGUUGAAAUUCUAAAAGCCCGGAUAAUCAUAAUAAAAUGGAAGACAGCGACGACGAGUCCGAAGCUCUCGCGUUGAAAGAGCUUCGCUCUGACGAAAGCGGCGACGAAAAAGGUCUUCUUGCAUUGGGAGGCACCUUCGGUGCCGCACAGGAUGGCACUUUUCCGCUGGUGGUCGGUUCCGAUCGAGACGCCGAUGAAGAGUCUGAUUUUGCAGGGACGAGUUCGCGUUUCGUUGAAAAUGAAGGAAGGGCAAAGAGUGCAGCUCAGGUUUUACAGAAACCGAAACGAACAAGAAGAUAUCGCUCGUUAAGAAGGAAAGGAAGGUGGUACAAGCAACCAGAGAUCAGACGAAAUUGGAAGGUUGUAGCAGGAGCGUUCACUCUUCUUGCAUUUGGAAUCGCAUUCGUUAUUGUCGGUAUAACCGUAGAAGCUCUACGAGUCCUACAUGACAAAGAAGUCGUCGACGGUGUCAUUCUGUUUGCGGUCGCCGCAGUGUUGCUCAUACCAGGAAUCUAUUUCACGGUUGUCAUAUGUUUGGCGGCACACGGAGUACGCAACUACCGGUUCAACCAAAUCCCAUUCUUCAAGUCGUGACUAGCAAGUAUACGUAGUUCAUCGACGAAUGCGACACAAAACCAUGUAGUUUGAG
Molecule: messenger RNA, 652 nt
Organism: Corticium candelabrum
Lineage: Eukaryota; Metazoa; Porifera; Homoscleromorpha; Homosclerophorida; Plakinidae
Exons: 7
Coding region: 40-597 (185 amino acids)
Source: RefSeq, a predicted model, not a curated record